Mizuhopecten yessoensis (Yesso scallop) is the source of this 357-nucleotide messenger RNA. Its product is annotated as protein tirA-like. Lineage: Eukaryota; Metazoa; Mollusca; Bivalvia; Pectinida; Pectinidae. The transcript has 2 exons. The annotation marks the transcript as partial. Gene Ontology annotation, biological process: signal transduction. The record is from RefSeq and is a predicted model, not a curated record.
AAACGAAUCAGGACCCACCCCAGGUGUUCAUCAGCUACCAGUGGGACUGCCAGGAUGAGGUGAAGGCCUUGCGAGACCGGCUAGAGAAAGUUGGGUUGUCCUGUUGGAUGGACAUCGGUCAGAUGGGAGGAGGUGACCAGCUUAACAGCAAGAUAGACGAGGGUAUCAGAAACGCAAAGGCUGUGCUCUCCUGUGUGUCCCCCAAGUAUGUUGUGUCCCACCACUGUAAUCGGGAACUCAGUCUGGCUGACCUACUGGCCAAGCCCAUCAUCCCAGUGAUGUUUGAACCGGUACCCUGGCCACCUCCGGGCGGAAUGUCCCUCAUCUUCUCGCAGCUCGUCUACAUAGACAUGAAAG